Molecule: messenger RNA, 1587 nt
Organism: Vicia villosa (hairy vetch)
Lineage: Eukaryota; Viridiplantae; Streptophyta; Magnoliopsida; Fabales; Fabaceae
Product: abscisate beta-glucosyltransferase-like
Exons: 1
Coding region: 45-1475 (476 amino acids)
Molecular function (GO): UDP-glycosyltransferase activity
Source: RefSeq, a predicted model, not a curated record
CUUCCAGCAAGUAAAGUGAACAUCAUCAUCAUCUUCAUUUCAACAUGAACCAUGAAACUGAUACAGUCAAAAUAUACUUCUUCCCCUUCCUAGGUGGAGGUCAUCAGAUCCCAAUGAUAGACACAGCAAGAGUGUUUGCCAAACAUGGAGCCAUAUCAACCAUCCUAGCAACACCUUCCAACGCUGUACAGUUCCAAAACUCAAUCACCCGCGACCAAAAAUCAAAUCUUCCCAUCACCAUUUACACUCUCACCAUUCCUGAAAACACCAAAUUACCUGACAUUGACAUGUCUGCUGGUCCCAUGGUCGAUACCUCCGUUCUCCUCGAACCUAUGAAACAGUUACUCCUCCAACAGAGACCCGAUUGCAUAGUCGUUGACAUGUUUCAUGGCUGGGCUGGUGACAUCAUUGACGAACUCAAACUACCGAGAAUUGUCUUCAGUGGGAGCGGGUGUUUCCCUCGGUGUGUCAUUGAAAAUAUAAGAAAACAUGUUGUGUUUGAGAAACUGAGUUCUGACUCAGAGCCUUUCCUUGUCCCUGGUCUUCCUGAUAGAGUUUUGAUGACAGGGUCUCAAGUUCCGAGUUCGAGAAACCAAUCUGAGUUUUUAGAUAGGAUGAAGAAAAUAGAGGAAAAAAGCUUCGGACUUAUUAUCAAUAGCUUCUAUAAUUUGGAACCAGUUUAUGCUGAUUACCUAAGAAAUGAAUUGGGAAAGAAAAUAUGGCUUGUAGGACCCGUUUCUCUAUGCAAUAGAGGUGUAGAAGAUAAGAAAAAGAGAGGUAAACAACCCACUAUUGAUGAAAAAAGUUGCUUGAAUUGGUUGAAUUCUAAGAAACCCAAUUCAGUUCUUUACAUAAGUUUCGGGAGUGUAGCUUGCAUACCGAUGAAACAGCUCAAGGAAAUUGCUUAUGGUCUUGAGGCUUCUGAUCAACCAUUUAUUUGGGUGGUUGGGAAGAUUCUCAACUCAUCAUCUAAAAGUGAUAGUGAAAAUUGGGUUCUUGAUGAAUUUGAAAAGAGAAUGAAGGAAAUGGAUAAAGGUUUGAUUUUUAGAGGUUGGGCUCCUCAGCUUUUGAUAUUGGAGCAUGAUGCGGUUGGUGGGUUUAUGACUCAUUGUGGAUGGAACUCAACUUUAGAAUGUGUGUGUGCUGGUGUGCCAAUGAUAACAUGGCCACUUUCGGCUGAGCAGUUUUUCAAUGAGAAGUUGGUAACAGAUGUGUUGAGGAUUGGGGUUCAAGUGGGUAGUAGAGAGUGGGGGUCUUGGGAUGUAGAGAGGAAAGAGUUGGUGGGAAGAGAGAAAGUGGAGUUUGCAGUGAAGAAGUUGAUGGUAGAGAGUGAAGAGGUAGAGGAAAUGAGAAGGAGAGUCAAAAGUAUUGCUGAGAAUGCAAAAAGAGCUGUUGAAGAAGGUGGAAGUUCUUAUGGUGAUGUUGAUGCCUUGAUUCAUGAACUUAAAAUCUUACAGAUUGGCAAGGAUGUUUAGAUUAGUGUUUUUCACUUCUUAGUGACAAUGCUAGAAAUUCCGCUCGAUUCUACUCCACUCCGGUUCAUUUUAUAAUAUCUAAAUAACCUAAAAAGCAUACUACUUGAGUUGA